CCCGCUCCCACUCGGCGUCCACAGUGACAGCAUCCUAUGUACAGCUGCAUCUAGCCCUAUAUAAUAUGCACGAUUUAGGUUGGAUCCACUCUUUCUUCCACCCAAUACAUUCAUUUCCCCUUUCCCGUCGUACAAGCUGCCUGACGUUCUCGAUGCGAAGUCAAAAGUAACUCAAAAUAUAAGCCAUUGGGUCUUUUGAAAUUAUGGUAGCCAUUUUGGAUCCUGAAGCCAGCUCCCUCUACCACUUCUCUCCACCGAAACUAAGACUUUCUCUCGCUAUUGGCCGGAAACGGAACAAGUGGUAUCUCAUCUUCGCCAAGUCAUAUCCUACUGCAGACUGUCGCGAAGUCGCUCGUCUGAAUGCAGCAGAGCUUCCUGUUCACGGACACCGGUUUUGGUUUGACCACAAAGCAACCACUGGAUGGGAACCGUCCGACAAAAACCUACUCGAAUAUCUCUCGUCACUUGGCGCGAAACAGCCUGAUAUUCUCAGCAUCGUAUCGAGCAAGGGUACCAAAAGCGAACCCAGUGAAGUCGUUGUGCUCAUACCGGAACAUAGGCUUGCUCGUUGGUGCGAACGAUGUCAUUCUUGGGAGAGCAUCGACGACCCAAUAGAGGCGAGGUAUAUCAUUUCAAGGAAGGAGCCCUUUCCAGCAUAUCUAUGUCCCCCGUGCUACGAAAGCGAAUGGUGCGGCUUUCGGACACUGAGGAAUUUAUUCAAUGCGGUGCUAUGA
Marasmius oreades (fairy-ring Marasmius) is the source of this 734-nucleotide messenger RNA. RefSeq lists its product as uncharacterized. The transcript is spliced from 3 exons. The record is from RefSeq and is a predicted model, not a curated record. Lineage: Eukaryota; Fungi; Basidiomycota; Agaricomycetes; Agaricales; Marasmiaceae. Bases 204 to 734 code for a protein of 176 amino acids.